AUGGCCAAAGUAUUCGAUGCUGCCGAAGUCGCGAAGCACAACUCCGCCGAUAGCUGCUGGGUGAUCCUCUACGGAAACGUGUACGAUGUGACCGACUUCCUCUCCUCGCAUCCCGGCGGUUCAAAGGUGAUCCUCCAAUUGGCCGGCCAGGAUGCCACCGAGGAGUUUGAUCCCAUCCACCCGUCGGGCACGCUGGACGAGCUCAAGCCCGAGGCGAAGCUGGGCACGGUCGAUCCCAAGACGCUGGUAGCAAAGAAGCCAGAAGCGCCGGCUCAGAAAGACGACGAUGCUCCGGCACCGCUAGAGACGCUUCUGAACCUCGACGAAAUAGAAGCCGAGGCCACGAAACGAAUUCCCAAGAAAGGAUGGGCCUACUACUACUCUGCCAGCGACGACAUGAUCACAAAAUCCUUUAAUAAUACAGUAUACCGAGACAUCCUACUACGGCCUCGUGUCUUCGUCGACUGUACGCAAUGCGAUCUGUCAACGACUCUUCUCGGCCACAAAGUCGGCCUUCCCAUAUACAUCAGCCCAGCCGCCAUGGCCAGGUUAGCUCACCCAGACGGCGAGCUGGGCAUUGCCAGAGCGGCAGCCAAGUUCGGUGCUCUCCAGCUCGUCUCCAACAACUCCUCAAUGACCCCGGAGGAAAUUGCUGCCGAAGCAAAGCCGGGUCAGAUGUUUGGAUGGCAACUGUAUGUCCAGAACCGCCGCGAAAGGAGCGAGGAGAUGCUGCGACGCAUCCACAAGAUGAGAGACCGAUACAAGACUAUUGUUCUGACGCUCGACGCGGCUGUCCCUGGCAAGCGUGAGAUUGAUGAGAAAUCCAACUUUGACAAAGGACUGGUGGUUGAGCCAGGUGUCAAAGGCGGCACAGAGAAGCGACCCGGCGGCGGCGGUGUCGGUCAGCAGCUCUUCUUCGGCACAGCCAGCGAUUUGACAUGGCAGACGACGCUACCGUGGCUAGCAAAGCAUACAGACCUGCCAAUCGUGCUCAAGGGGGUUCACACGUAUGAGGAUGCUUACCUUGCCGCCAAAUACGCACCACAGGUCAAAGCCAUCAUCCUGUCCAACCACGGUGGGCGAGCUCUUGACACAGCUUCACCUCCCGUUCACGUCUUGCUCGAGAUCAGAAAGUAUUGCCCUGAAGUAUUUGACAAGAUCGAAGUUUGGGUCGACGGUGGAAUCAAGAGGGGUACCGAUGUUGUCAAGGCCCUUUGCCUCGGUGCCAAAGCUGUGGGCAUUGGCCGUGCCGCAUUGUUUGGCCUUGGAGCCGGAGGCGAGGCUGGCGUAGAGCGAACAUUGGAAAGUGAGUUGGUUCCCCAAUCCCCCACAUGGCAAGUGAUGGCGUUUGGUAUAAUCAUUCUUGUGAUGAGCGAGUUGUGCUUAUCAUGA
Molecule: messenger RNA, 1392 nt
Organism: Trichoderma gamsii
Lineage: Eukaryota; Fungi; Ascomycota; Sordariomycetes; Hypocreales; Hypocreaceae
Exons: 2
Coding region: 1-1392 (463 amino acids)
Molecular function (GO): oxidoreductase activity; heme binding
Source: RefSeq, a predicted model, not a curated record